Oppiella nova is the source of this 831-nucleotide messenger RNA. Lineage: Eukaryota; Metazoa; Arthropoda; Arachnida; Sarcoptiformes; Oppiidae. The record is from the annotation of a GenBank genome assembly.
UCGAGCUCGGGUGUAGGGGCUGCCACUGCCAUAAAGUUAGCCAAAGCGGGCGCUAAAGUGGUGAUCACCGGGCGGUACGCUCUGAAACUGAACGCCGUGUCCAACGAGUGUCUCAAAGUGUCGCCAAACAAACUGAAACCACUGGAAGUGAUGGCCGACAUCACCGUCGAUGACGACUGCAAACGACUGGUCCAGACGACGGUCGAAAAGUUUGGGAAAAUUGAUAUUUUAGUCAAUUAUUGCGCCUUCAAAGAGGUCACGUACUUCACGGACAAGGAUUUUGUGCACAAAUUUCGCCACACAUUUGAUUUGACACUCAAGUCAUUGGUAUUCAUAACCCAUUUAUGUGUCGAGCACUUGGAGGCCACGAAAGGCGUCGUCGUUAACAUCUCGAGCGGCGCCUCAUUUCAAACCACCCCCGGGUAUGGCCCUCAUUGUAUGGCUAAGUCGGCGCUGGAUAUGUUCACACGAUGUAUGGCCGCAAAGUUGGCCCUCAAAGGCAUUCGCGUCAAUUCAAUCAACCAUGGUGCACUCGUUGACUACCAGUUCACAUUACCUAACGGUUCCCGCAAACGUAAGCGUAAGUUAGAGGCGGACGCCGUUGCUGAGGGGUAUGGGAGGCAGUAUCCGGUGGGCCGACCGGGAACUGGCGAUGACGUGGGAAAUGCAGUAUUAUAUUUGGCGUCCAAGAACUCAUCAUUUGUGACGGGAAUUAAUUUCAUUGUCGAUGGCGGACACCUGGCCGCCGGUAUCGCACCCAUAGUUAAACUCACCAUUUAGUAGAUUUAUAUUUUUAAAUACUAUUUAAUGCUAAGUAAUAUACAAUCUCAC